AUGGAUGACAGAGCAGACUCUCUGACAGUGCAUCUCCUUGCCAAUUCGGGACAUUCACUGCUUCUGCAGCAAACUCUGGAUCGGCUUUUAGAGUGGAUCUGCCUGGACAUGCGCCUUUUCCUGGUGUCCGAGCGGGUUACUCCACUGAAUCGGAAGAGAAGCUGUGGCUUUCCUGGAAUAUCUGUUCUCCUUUUUCUACAUGAGGACUUGGGAGAAGAACGGAUUUUCCAGGUCCAUGAGCAAUUCCAGCAUCCGCCCUGGCGCUACCGCUGUGCCCAGAUUGCUAAUGGGCAAAGCUACCCCUAUUGCCUCGCUCACCAGGACUUCUACAGCCUGGAUGACCAGAUGCCUGUGUGGGGCAUCAGGCGGGUGCACUGUGGCCCCGAAAUCCUGCGUGUCACCCUCUACUGCAGUUUUGACAACUAUGAGGAUGCAGUGAGACUCUAUGAGAUGAUCCUACAGAAAGAAGCAACCAUGCAGAAAAGUAACUUCUGUGUCUUUGUGUUGUAUGCAACCCACAGCAUUGCUGUGCAGCUCUGCUUGAAGCAGCUGCCCAUCGGGGUGGCUGCUGAGCCAAAGGAGUCAUCAGCCUUGCAGUUCAAGGUGCAGGAAAUAGGGCAGUUGGUGCCUCUCCUGCCUAACCCAUGUAGUCCCAUCAGUAGCAACAGGUGGCAAACGCAAGACUAUGAAGGAAAUACAAUUCUGCUUCAGGUCCAGGAGAGCUCCAAGCCCUGUGAAACAAAUGUUCAACUUUCCCAUCGGCAUAAUAAUGCGGGCAGUGACAAAACCCUGCAGGACUCUGUCACAGCCCCUCUCCCUGUCAGACGGGGUAACCCUGGGCGGAGAAGCCAGGAGGUCAGAGCCACGAAGGGCAGAACAAAACCUGACCAGAGGAAACCCCUUACUCCUGACCCAGCCAGCGGUGAUCUCCACAGGCACUUCUGCUCUUCUCUCGGUGCUGCAGCAGCCUGGCCGUGGUGGGAAGCCACGUCCCUGCGCAG
Messenger RNA from Nestor notabilis (Kea), 1001 nucleotides. It is a transcript of the gene FAM124B, whose product is annotated as family with sequence similarity 124B. The transcript is spliced from 2 exons. The annotation marks the transcript as partial. NCBI's taxonomy places the organism in Eukaryota, Metazoa, Chordata, Aves, Psittaciformes, Psittacidae. The record is from RefSeq and is a predicted model, not a curated record. Gene Ontology annotation, cellular component: nucleoplasm.